Messenger RNA from Cotesia glomerata, 2581 nucleotides. RefSeq names its product putative ferric-chelate reductase 1 homolog. Bases 564 to 2444 code for a protein of 626 amino acids. Gene Ontology annotation, molecular function: oxidoreductase activity, acting on metal ions. The transcript is spliced from 12 exons. NCBI's taxonomy places the organism in Eukaryota, Metazoa, Arthropoda, Insecta, Hymenoptera, Braconidae. The record is from RefSeq and is a predicted model, not a curated record.
CUUCCGGUAGCUAACAGGUAAAGCGGGGUUCAGGACUAGUGAACACGUACCUGAGGUGGUCUCAUGGCGAGACUCCUUUCAAUACCUGUGUACCGUUUCAGUUUUCAGUCUUCGUCAAGGUGUGGUUCCCGAUGUUUGCCACUAUUCGGAUAUUUAUUUAAUAAAGAAUGUUUAAUUCAGGUGCAUGUGUUGGGUUUCCGCGCUUUUCCCGUCGCUAUCUCUAAAAAUCAUCAUUUUUUUUCAUUUCUUCCCGAGAGUCAUUGUGUUAUAUAUACAUUGUAUCGAACAAGAAGUUCUUACCUCAAGAAAAUUGCGUCUUAUCGGAGACUUCAACGUGGUAGCUGUUUUAUCGGCGGGUUAAAGUUAAAUAUUCAAAAUAAUUUUGAAUUUUGUUAUCAGUGAAAACAAUUAUUCUAACGAUUUUAAAAAAAAUGACGUAAGUUGAGUGCAAGUGACUAAUGAUUACCGCAGUUCACUGUCAGAACCCGAUAAGUUGAGUGACUGGCCAAAUAAAACCUCUGUUUGUUUUGUGGAUUGAAAUUUUUAAAAUAAAUUCCUUCAAGAUGAAUUCCUUGGUAUUGAAACUAAUCUUGGUGUGUAUGGCCACAAAAAUCCUCGGCUUGCCAAACGGAGCGCCGGGGAAAUCAUGCUACGACCUAGCUCCGGUCCACCCAGGAACGAAUGCCCAAGGAUCAUAUCCUCCAUACGAAAUACGAGCUGUUGCGGGCCAGGGCAGGAUACGGUUGACCCUUGGAAGUCCCCAAGGCUUAGCAUUUCAAGGAUUCAUUAUCAACGCCCGGGAUGUUGAGACCGGCGAAUUUGUCGGGGAGUUUGUUGAUUUACCCAAAGACAUUCAGGCUAUUGAAUGCACCCCCGGCAUGAAUAAUACACUUACUCACAAAAAUAAAGUAGAAAAAAGAAAUUUGGAGGUAUUUUGGACCCCACCGGAAAACUACGAAGGAACUGUAAUCUUCAAUUCAACUUUCCUCCAAGAUUACGCAACAUACUGGGUGGGAGUAGAAUCACCAGCAAUAACAGUUUUGCGCGAUUCUAUCCAAGUGAUGACAACGGCUCCUCCGCCAACAACCGAAAGAACAAGCACACCACCGUAUUAUGAGCUUGAUACCCAGCAAUCGACUGAGUCAACAAAACGACAUCCAAUAUACGAGGGAUGUGGAACAACGAAAAAUUGCUUCGGUAGUACGGACGAGUGUAUUGCUACGGGAACAUGCAAUGCCGCGGUUACUGUUGAAGUCAAAGGAGAGACAUAUUCUUUUGAAUUAUUCGGCUUGGAUUCCAAAUUUGUUGCUGUUGGUUUGUCUGAAGACAAUAAGAUGGGAGAAGACAGCGUAGUGGAAUGCGUUGAUGACAAUGGACGAGUAGAUAUCCACAUGUCAUGGAACAAAGGAAAGUCAAAUUCUCGAAUUGCGGCACUGUCAGGAUUAUCUCCUGUAAAUAGAUCAAUCGUAAAUGGGGCGCUUUACUGCAAGUUCACGAGAGAGAAAACAACUUUAGUGGAGGGACGUGAAUUUGAUUUGGUGAACGGAGCUUACUGUCUGCUCCUGGCAUCAGGAAGUCAACUUAAACUUAAUGGUGUAGGAUAUCACGAUCUCGUGUACCGCGCCUCGGACAAGCCAACAAAAUUAGCCGAUAUACGUGAAAUAGUUGCGUCCAGUGAUUUACUUAUACGCAUACACGGAGCUUUGAUGAUCGCAUCCUGGAUCGGAACCGCUUCUAUUGGGAUGCUUAUGGCCCGUUAUUACAAACAGACAUGGCUUAGGUCGCCCAUGUGUGGCAAGGAUCAAUGGUUUGUUUGGCACAGAUUCUUCAUGGUAUUAACCUGGUCAAUGACAAUAGCCGCCUGUGUAAUAAUAUUCGUGGAGCUGGGUACCUGGAGUUCCGAGACAAUCCACGCGUCUUUAGGGCUUGCUACCACGAUAUUAGCUUUCGUCCAACCAUUUAUGGCCGCUUUGAGGCCGCAUCCAGGCACACCUAGACGACCGCUUUUUAACUGGAGCCAUUGGUUUAUCGGAAAUUCCGCUCACAUUUGUGCUAUAAUUGCACUAUUUUUCGCGGUAAGAUUAAACAAAGCCAAGCUGCCAGAUUGGGUGGAUUGGAUCCUAACGGCAUACGUCGUUUUCCACGUCCUUACGCACAUAGUUCUCUCGUUUGCCGGCUGCGCCUCAGACAGACAAGAUAAUCAAAGUAUUAAUGCUUUCCCGAUGAAGGACAUGCACGUUAGAGGCUCUAUAGGUCACGCUGAUCUCAAGAGAGAUGCUCCUCUGAGUGGAUUAAGAAAAUUAGUAUUCGGUGUUUACUUUGUAAUAAUAGCAGCAUUUGCAGCAGCAUUGAUAGUAAUCACAGUAAUGGCACCGAUUGGAGAAUCAUGGGACAAAUUCGCUCGUUUAAUAUCCAACGCAUCAAGCUCCCAACCCACACAAUAAACAUUACAAGAUUUCAAACAAAAAUAAUUAUUAUAUACAAUACAAAUUUAACUAAAAUUUAUCAUAUAUUAAUUAUUACAUCAAUUAUAUAACAGAAUACAAUUAUAUAAAUUAAUACACUAAAAAAUAACUUUUGA